Molecule: messenger RNA, 768 nt
Organism: Penicillium canescens
Lineage: Eukaryota; Fungi; Ascomycota; Eurotiomycetes; Eurotiales; Aspergillaceae
Product: short coiled-coil protein
Exons: 2
Coding region: 1-504 (167 amino acids)
Cellular component (GO): trans-Golgi network
Source: RefSeq, a predicted model, not a curated record
AUGGCCUCAGAUACAGCGAUGACUGAAGCCUCUCCUGUUGAUACCUUGCCGCACCCAAACGACGGUGGCCGCAUGCAUAUGUCAUCCCUUUCUUCAUCAUCUUCCAUAUCCGACGCAGAAACAGAGCGUCGAGGCCGAUCAGAACGACCCCGAAUGGCGAGCCGAAAACCCAGUGCUUCUAUCCUUGUCCCUCGGGAUCACCCCGAAAUCGAAAUUGAGGAGGAGGAGUUCCCCCCAGACGACGCCCGCGCCAUGAGUCCCCGACGGAAUUCCGCCGAUUUAGAACGCUUGGGCAAGGAGGCCCGUCAAACUCUACAAGAACAAGCCAAGGCCCUUCAGUCAUCCCUCCAGGCUCUCGCCGAGCGUAUCGAUGCAGUGAAAUCGGACCACGACAAGUUGGAAAACGAAAAUAAAAUCCUACAAGACUACAUCGGUGGUCUCACCCGCAACAUGACCAAGAGCGAAAUGACCCGCAGUACGAAGGCCCGCAAAGCGCAGAAGUAAAUAGGCCAUCUCCCGAAGGGCAGAAUGUCGCAAGAUGGUCGAAGAUCCUAUUCCGUGAACAUCAAGCUGGGGGUUUUGCGACAGAAGGGGGUUUUCUCAAAAGUGCGCCCGACCGAUUCUACCGAGUUCCGAUUUAUCUUCACUUGCCCAUUACGAAGAAAUCCCUCCAUAUUUCUCUUCUCGCACAUCCGACUGGUCGCUCCAUGUUACAUGUCCAGGUCAGCAUGUUACGGUAUCAACAACGACAGGGUUGAGGUCUCUGAC